AUGAAGUCUUUGAUGCGCAGGAGGUUUGUUCCCAGCCACUAUCACCGUGAUCUUCACCAAAAGCUGAGGCUUCUUACCCAAGGUUCCAAGUCUGUGGAGGAAUACUAUCAAGAGAUGGAGUUGCUUAUGUUGAGAGCUAAGGUUUCCGAAGAUAGUGAAGCUACCAUGGCACGGUUUCUUGGUGGGCUCAACCGUGAGAUACAAGACAGGGUAGAGAUGCAGCACUACUUGGAGAUAGAGGAGAUGCUACACAAAGCUAUCUUGGUAGAGCAACAAGUUAAGAGAAGGAGCCAUGCGCGUGGCAGCUAUAGUUCCAGUAGAUACCAGACUUCUAAGGAGGACAAACCAAGCUAUCAGAAAGAGGGCAAGCCACAGCCAAAGGAAGAGUCUAAGCCUAGUAGCAUCUACAGCAAGGAUAAAGGUAAAGCAGAGGUUACCAGCUCGCGUGCAAGAGAUGUGAAGUGCUUUAAGUGUCAAGGGCGUGGGCACUAUGCUAAUGAGUGUACCAACAAGAGAGUUAUGGUUCUCUUGGAGAAUGGCGAGUAUGAAUCUGAAGAUGAAAGACCGGAGACUGAGCAAGAAUCUUCAGAAGCAGAGUAUGAAGAGAAACCAGUUCAUGGUAGGCUUUUGGUUGCAAGGAGGACUCUCAGCUUGCAAAACAAAACCGAGGAGCUAGAGCAAAGAGAAAACCUGUUCUACACUCGUUGUAUGGUACAAGGAAAAGUUUGUAGUCUGAUAAUUGAUGGUGGAAGCUGUGUUAAUGUUGCUAGUGAGACAAUGGUGAAGAAGCUUAGCUUGAAGACUCAAAAACAUCCUAGACCAUACCGACUGCAAUGGCUCAAUGAAGAAGGGGAAAUGAAGGUAUCCACACAGGUGUCAAUUCCUUUAUCCAUUGGAAGAUAUGAAGAUGAGAUCCUAUGUGAUGUGAUACCAAUGGAAGCCAGUCAUAUCUUGCUUGGGAGACCAUGGCAGUUUGAUAGAAGAGUUACACACAAUGGCUUUACUAACAAGCAUACCUUUGAGUUCAACGGCAAAAAGACUACACUGGUACCUCUAACUCCUAAAGAAGUGCAUCAAGAUCAGCUACAGCUUCAGAAAAAGAAAGAAAUAGAUCUUAAACCAGAACCGAGCAAGCAGCACAACUUCUAUGCCAAAACUGGUGACAUCAAAAGAUCUCUCUACUCUAAUCAAUCAGUUCUCUUAUUUGUUUUAAAAGAAUCUCUUGUUAGUCUAACUGAUUGCACACCGGUGUAUCCGAGUGAGAUGUCAGCUCUUUUACAGGAUUAUCAAGAUGUGUUUCCAGAAGAUAGUCCCACCGGUUUACCACCUAUACGAGGGAUCGAGCAUCAGAUAGACUUUGUACCAGGUUCUACUCUUCCCAAUAGACCAGCCUACAGAACUAACCCGGUUGAGACCAAGGAGCUACAAAGGCAGAAAGAUGGAAGCUGGCGCAUGUGUGUUGAUUGUAGAGCAAUCAACAACAUAACAGUGAAGUAUCGCCACCCUAUUCCUAGAUUAGAUGAUAUGCUUGAUGAAUUGCAUGGUUCUUGCAUCUUUUCUAAGAUAGAUCUUAAGAGUGGAUAUCAUCAAAUUAGGAUGAAAGAGGGAGAUGAAUGGAAAACUGCUUUUAAAACUAAGCAUGGGUUGUAUGAGUGGUUAGUUAUGCCCUUUGGAUUAACCAAUGCUCCUAGUACCUUUAUGAGAUUGAUGAACCAUGUCCUUAGAUCUUUUAUAGGUUUGUUUGUGGUAGUAUACUUUGAUGAUAUCCUAGUUUACUCUAAGAGCCUAGAAGAGCAUAUAGAUCAUAUUAGGUCUGUUCUUGAUGUUUUGAGAAAAGAAAAGCUAUUUGCUAAUCUUAAGAAGUGCACUUUCUGUACGGAUAACUUGGUCUUCCUAGGCUUUAUUGUGAGUGCAGAUGGAGUGAAAGUGGAUCCAGAGAAGGUGAAAGCUAUACGAGAAUGGCCCAUCCCUAAGACAGUGAGUGAAGUGAGGAGCUUCCAUGGACUUGCUGGCUUCUAUAGGCGAUUUGUGAGGGAUUUCAGUACUAUAGCAGCUCCCUUGACUGAGGUUGUCAAGAAAGACAUAGGUUUCAAGUGGGGAGACACACAAGAAGCUGCAUUCCAAUGCCUUAAAGAGAAGCUUACUAAUGCCCCUCUUCUUAUACUUCCUGAUUUUAAUAAAACUUUUGAGAUUGAAUGUGAUGCCUCAGGAAUUGGUAUUGGUGCUGUUCUUAUGCAGGAGAAAAGACCUAUUGCAUACUUUAGUGAAAAGCUUGGAGGAGCCACUCUCAACUAUGCAACUUAUGAUAAGGAACUCUAUGCUUUGGUGAGGGCCUUGCAGACUUGGCAGCAUUAUCUAUGGCCUAAAGAGUUCGUAAUCCACACUGAUCAUGAGUCUCUCAAGUACCUUAAAGGCCAGAACAAGCUCAGUAAGAGGCACGCCAGAUGGGUAGAAUUCAUUGAAACCUUCCCUUAUGUGAUCAAAUACAAACAAGGUAAGGAGAAUAUAGUUGCUGAUGCACUAUCAAGAAGGUAUGCUCUCUUAAACACUCUUGAUGCUAAGCUAUUAGGUUUUGAGCAGAUUAAAGGUAUGUAUGAGACUGAUCCUGAUCUUAAAGAUGCUUAUAACUCUUGUGAAAAGGUUGCUGCUGGGCAUUACUUUAGGCAUGAUGGAUUUCUUUUUUAUGAUAAUCGUUUGUGUGUGCCUAACUGUUCUUUGAGAGAGUUAUUUGUCAGGGAAUCUCAUGGAGGAAGCCUUAUGGGUCACUUUGGUGUUACAAAGACUCUUAAAACCUUGCAGGAUCACUUCUUUUGGCCUCGGAUGAAAAGAGAUGUGGAAAGAAUUUGUGAGAGGUGUUCAACUUGUAAACAAGCUAAGUCUAAGGUUCAGUCACAUGGUUUGUAUACUCCUCUCCCUAUUCCUUAUCAUCCUUGGAAUGACAUAUCUAUGGAUUUCAUUGUGGGAUUGCCUAGAACUAGAACUGGAAAGGAUUCUAUCUUUGUUGUUUUUUCACCUUUUGAAAUUGUUUAUGGGUUCAAUCCCACCUCUCCUUUGGAUCUAAUACCUUUACCUGAGUGUGAAAGGAUCAGUUUUGAUGGCAAAAGAAAGGCAGAGAUGGUGAAACAACUCCACGAGCAAGCUAGGCUUAAUAUUGAAGAGAAAACAAAGCAGUAUGUUAAGCAUGCCAACAAAGGAAGGCGUGAGAUGGUUUUUGAAGUAGGUGAUCAGGUUUGGGUUCACCUAAGGAAGGAGAGAUUUCCAAAAGAAAGGAAGUCCAAGCUAAUGCCAAGGAUUGAUGGACCUUUUGAGAUCAUAAAGAAGAUCAGCAACAAUGCCUACAAGCUUGACCUCAAAGGGAAGUACGAUGUAAGCAAUAGUUUUAAUGUUUCUGACUUAAUCCCUUUUAUUGCAGAUGAGUUCGAUUUGAGGACAAAUCCUUUUCAAGAAGGAGGGGAUGAUAUGAUCAUGGACCAGCAUGCUGAUCAAGAUGAAGAGUUCCAGCUAGCUAAAGAAGAUGGGAAGUCUAAAGAUGUUGCAACCAAAGAAGAUGAUGCCUUAGUCAUUUCCAAUGGCCCCAUAACUCGAUCCAAAGCUAAGAAACUCAAGGAAGCUAUUGGAGGAUUAAUCAAGAAGUGUUUGAUGCAUGAAGAAAGUCUUGAAGGAAGCUUGAUACUUCAAGAUGCACAUGUUCAGAAGGAUGCUAAGACCAAAAGGAGAAGCACAUAUCAUGAUCAAGAAAGAUCACGACCAGAGAAGCUACUGGACACGCCUAUCAGGAGGAGCAGGGGACAAUCUACACUGUCCAGAGAAGAAACAAAACCUGUCCAUAGCCAUGAUGGUCAGAAGGUGUGGCGUAGAGCUCCUAAGGAGUGGAGUAGUCCAGAAAACAUUGCUGAAAUGUGUAACGAGAUAUUCAAGAAAUUGGAGAAGGACAAAAGACAGAGCACACGGCCUUCCUCAAGGGUUUCUGAUCCAAUGAGUUGCAGCAAGCAGGAGCAGCUCAUCCAAACGAUGGAAACAAAAAAAUCUGAGGGAGGAAGCAACUACUUGCUGUGGUCUAGGCUGGUGAAAACAGCUAUUGGGAGGCUAGGGCUUUGGAGUCACAUCACGGAUGAAGCUCAAACGAAGCCAGUGGCCAAGGAAAAUGAAGAUGAGAAGGAAAAGGAGAAAGCUUUAGCUGAGUACAAGCGAUGGGUGAAAGAUGAUCUUAUGGUGCUAUCCGUGCUUCAGGGAUCUCUUGAGCUGCAUCUCCUUGAAGCCUACAGCUACUGCGAGACUCCUAAGCAUCUAUGGGAGGUGCUUCAAAAGACUUAUGGUAACAAAACAAACUUAAGUCGUGUGUUUGAGUUGAAGGGAGCUAUCAAUGCUCUUGUUCAAGAUGGUGAGGAGUUUGCCAAACACUUAGGGAAGUUCAGAGCUCUUUGGAACGAGCUGGAGGGCUUGAGACCCAACACUACUGAUCAAGAGACACUCGCGGAGAGAAGAGAACAAGAUCAGGUGUUUGGACUGAUGAUGACUUUGGAUCCAGCAUAUAAGGAUGUGAUAGCACACAUCUUGAGGUCUCCUACACUUCCAUCCAUGGAAGAAGUGUGCGCGCAGCUACAGAAGGAAGAGGGAUCUAUUGGUCUCUUUGGAGGGAAGAAGGAACUUUCCUUGGCGCACAAGGCUGAAGAAGUGCAAGCUAACAAGGCUAUGUACAAAGGUGGAGAUAGAAAGUAUGGUGAGAGAGCUAACCUUUCUGCUGAAGCAAAUGGAGCUGGUUCAUCCGGAGCUAGUCCAAGUGUGAAGGUGGGUGAAAGCGAGGGUAAAGCCAUGGCAUCACAACAAUUGGGUAGUAAGAGUGGAGACAAUGAAACCAUAAGGAGGUUGCUAGACAUGAUUGAGCAUGCUUGUAGUUCUGAAAAGGCCUUGAAUGUUUCUGAUAAGUUGCUAGAAGUGAUUGAAAGCUUGCGGACUAGAAAUGAUCAUCCUAGGACUCAUAUUGCUCAAAACAUGAAUAAGCCUUUGAUUAUUGAUUCAGGUGCAUCUCAUCACAUGAUAAGUGAUUGUAAGCUCAUUAAAGAUUUAGAACCGGCUCAAGGGCAUGUACCAAUGGGGAACGAGUCAGAUGAGGAAGCAGAACUUGUAAGGAAGAGUAGACUUCUAAGGGAGGAGAUGACCGAGCAGUUACAACAAACUCUAAUCACUACUGUGGCUGAUAUGAUCAAGACUAGCAUCACGGGUCUUCGUGAUGAGAUAAGACAAGAGCUAAGACAAGCUACUGAGACUGACAACUACUAUGAGCGCAGCCGAUCUGAACAUAGUGGUUCUUCUUCUUCUAGAGUGAGUAGAAGGCAGAGGCGUGAUCAUGAAGUUAGGAGACCUAAGAAAGAAGAGCUUGGUGGAGUUAAGCUCAAAAUACCUCCUUUUCAUGGCAAGGUUGAUCCGGAUGCCUACUUGGAGUGGGAGAAGAAGAUUGAGAUUGUCUUCAAUUGUAAGAACUAUACCAACACUCAACGAAUCCAACUUGCUGCAACUGAGUUCUAUGACUAUGCUCUGAGCUGGUGGGAUCAACUGGUUACCAUGAGGCGGCUUAACCAAGAAUAUCCAGUGGAAACAUGGAGUGAGAUGAAGUCUCUUAUGCGCAAGAGGUUUGUACCGAGCCACUACCACAGAGAUCUUCACCAGAGACUAAGAAAACUCACUCAAGGAGCUAAGACCGUAGAGGAGUACUAUCAAGAUAUGGAGCUGUUGAUGUUGAGAGCCAGUAUUUCAGAAGAUAGAGAAGCUACUAUGUCAAGGUUUCUUGGAGGGCUCAACCGAGAAAUACAAGAUAAGGUGGAGAUGCAACACUAUGUUGAAAUAGAAGAGAUGUUGCAUAAAGCCAUUCUAGUGGAGCAGCAGCUCAAGAGGAAGGGACAUUCACGUGGAAGCUAUGGGACUACUCGGUUCCAAAGUCCUAAGGAAGAUAAGCCUAACUACCAGAAGGAGAGUAAACCUUAUCAGAAAGAUGACACCAAGCCUAGCAACAUCUACAGCAAGGACAAAGGAAAGACAGGAGCCUCUGAUGAGAAGAUACAUACUGAUCAUGAGCAGACUGAAGAAGAGUUUGAAGAAGAACCGGUCAAGGGAAGGUUGUUAGUAACAAGAAGGCUUUUGAAUCUUCAAACUAAGGCAGAUGAGAUUGAGCAGCGUGAGAACUUGUUCUACACUAGGUGUUUGGUUCAAGGGAAGGUAUGUAGUCUUAUCAUUGAUGGAGGCAGCUGUGUCAACGUAGCUAGUGAGACUAUGGUCAAGAAGUUGGGUUUGCAAGUUCAGAAGCAUCCAAAACCAUAUAGACUGCAGUGGCUUAAUGAGCAGGGCGAGAUGAGGGUCUCUGAUCAAGUAGUGGUACCUAUAACCAUAGGGAGAUAUGAGGAUGAGAUCUUAUGUGAUGUGAUACCUAUGGAAGCAAGCCAUAUUCUUCUCGGACGACCAUGGCAAUCUGAUAGACAUGUGAUACAUGAUGGCUUCACCAACAAGCACUCGUUUGAAUUCAGAGGUAAGAAGACAGUGCUGGUGCCAUUAACCCCUAAAGAAGUGCAAGAGGAUCAGCUCCAUCUACAGAAAAAGAAAGAGAUUGAACUCAAAACUGAUCUCAACAAGCAGCAUAGCUUCUAUGCCAAACAGGGAGAUGUCAAACGAAUUCUCUACUCUCAAAACUCUAUUUUGUUGCUUGUGUUUAAAGAAUCUUUGCUAACCACCACUGAUCAUACACCGGACCAUCCGAGUGAACUAGUUUCUCUUUUACAGGAAUAUGCAGAUGUGUUUCCAGAAGAUAGUUCUAAUGGUUUACCUCCAGUUCGUGGGAUUGAGCAUCAGAUAGACUUUGUACCUGGUUCCACACUACCAAACCGACCUGCAUACAGAACUAAUCCAGUGGAGACUAAAGAAUUGCAAAGACAAGUAGAGGAACUGAUGGAGAAGG
Raphanus sativus (radish) is the source of this 6946-nucleotide messenger RNA. RefSeq lists its product as uncharacterized. The annotation marks the transcript as partial. Gene Ontology annotation, molecular function: zinc ion binding; nucleic acid binding. NCBI's taxonomy places the organism in Eukaryota, Viridiplantae, Streptophyta, Magnoliopsida, Brassicales, Brassicaceae. The record is from RefSeq and is a predicted model, not a curated record. The transcript is spliced from 10 exons.